UGCCGAGGGGGGAAAGGCAACACCAGCUAGAAAAAGUAUCCGUGAGUAAGCGGCGGGAGAGAGGGUGACACAAACCAGGGAAACCAGGGUUCAGUCUGUGUUUGCCCACCAGAGCCGCUGUACCAGUGACAACUGUCCAGGAGAUUAACCUGAGGAAUGUGAUUUUUGAUAUGUUGGAUUGUCAUCAUUAGCCAUCACGCGUGAUUAAUUGUGUGCAGUGGUGACUCGCGACUUAAUUAUCAUCAACUAUCCCCAAGGAUUUUGGUUUAUUGGUGCCAGUGUGAUUGUGACAAGAGUGAAUUCAUUAUUGACUUGGAGAUUGACAACUUGUGUUGAGUGACAAAUCAGUGAUAGAACGAAAGCAAUCGUCCUUUGAUGAUUGAUUAACCAAUGGUUCAGUGAAUGAGUGAUACCUCAAGUUCGAUUCGGUAAAUCAAACCAGGAAAUCUAGUCUUUCCUGGAGUCCCUGAUAAACAAGACUGUGAAUCAUUAUCAAGGUUUCCGAUGCCGCGUCACCGAUUCACUUCGCUGUCUCCAUCAUUCCGUUGGUGAUGGCAUGACAAUGAUCACUGCUGUUUAAAGCUACUAGAGGUGUUGCCGAUAAGUGGAUCACUUGAACCAUUGAUAAUUGAAGAUAAAUACGAGUGUGGAGGAGGUUAAGGGUGGUUACGCGGGUGCCACGUUCGGAUACACAAGUCGGCAGGCCGGCUCUGGGGUGCCGGGUCCGGGGGGUGUGAUGAGCUGCCCCGAGGUGAUGUAUCAAUACUAUCCUUACAUCUAUCAGAGGCCACCGCCGCCCCCGCAUCCCAGUCACCCUCAUGCUGCAUCACAUCCACAUGCACAUGCCAAUCCCCAUGCUGCUCAUCAUAGUCCCGCCAGACCAGCGCCUUUCCAACCGUUUUCGGCAACUGCUACGCAUCAAUACGACCGGUUAAAUGUACAUCAGAGAUCGUUGGAGGCUGCGGGUCUGGAGUUGUGCGCAGCAAGUGGAAGUGUACCACAGGGACAACCAAGUAGUGCGGGAUCCGUUGGUUCAGCACCAAGUCCUGCAUCGCCACGACCUACACCCCAACCUAGAGCACCUAUAACAAGUACUACCACCCAACCAUCGAGAACCCUCGAUGAUGACAGGUCGACUGAUGUAAUAAAAAUAACGACAAAAUUUCGUAACGAAAUAUGUCAAUCAGCUGUAGGUGCAGGGACGACAGCCGAGGAUUCGGACGAUGGUGAGAGUAGAGCCCAAUACGUUAGUGCCAAUUGCGUUGUCUUCACUCAUUACCGAGGUGACGCAGCGUCCGAGGUCGAGGAACACUUUCAACGUGCCUUGGCACACGAUAAAGUCAAAGAAAACAUCCCAAUGUCAACUAGAAACUUUCCGCCGUCCUUCUGGAACAGUCAACACCCCGGCGACGUUUACGAUUACGCAACGGACCCGUGGCACCCCCACUACCCCCAGUAUCAUCACAGAGCCGUCCAUGAAUAUCAUCAUCACAACAUGGCGGCAGCAGCGAGUUACGGUGGCCUGUUGUUAGGCGGCGCUCGAGGCCUCGGUCAUCACACCCCCCACCAUGCGCACGCAGCGGCGUCCUACAAGGACUGGACGUCAGCGACACCCUCGCAAUCCCUCGUCGACGCAUCGUCAGCACCCCCCUACCCCCAUGGCCCUUAUGCACCCAUCCCCGGUCUAGAUUCACAGGUACAGGAUUCCAAGGAUCUCUACUGGUUUUAGGAGGGAGACUCGAGAGGAUGAUUGUCAAGACUCUCAUCCGGAACUGAAACGAAUUUUUGUUAUUACGUUUGUCGAAGGGACCUAGCGAAUUGGUGAUUGUGUCCCUUUGUCGAGGAUGUGUACAUAGUGUUACCUAAUUAUUUUAAGGGAAAUUAGGUCUUCAGGGUGCGGUGAAUAUGGAACAUUUAGCGGUAGAUACCAAUUGCACACGCCAUUUCACAGAGAUUAAGGGGUACAUCAGGGGGGAUUGUCUGUGGAAUUCAAAAUUAUAUCCACCCAAAAUAUCUAAAGUUUAUUUUUAUUUUUGGGAAUUCCUUAUUACAUUCAUCCAAUUUCUUCAUUGCCCUGCAUUGAAUUUUUUAAAACAAAUCUUGUUUUGUAUAUUAAUUCUCAGUCUGGAUAAACUUUUGUUAUUGAAUUAUAUGAGAAAAUAUUUUAAAUUGAAGAAAAUAAUAUAUUUCCGAUUUCCGUAAAUUUUUCUAUUCAGACAACUCCUUCUCGAAGUAUAAUCUCUCUGCUGUGAAAAUCAUGGAUCUCUAGUUCAUCAGUAGUAGGUAUCGUUGUGACAACGAUUUUUUCAAAGAAAAAAAUGAUAUAUUUAUUGAAUAAAAUUCGUGCCAUAACGCCAUAUCCACACGAAUCGCAACAAAUGCUGUAUUGUAAUAUAUACGCUGUGGGAGAAUAUUUCCACUUGAAAAUUCACGAGUAAAUGAUAGGUAAAGUAACAAGAAACUUUUAUU
Molecule: messenger RNA, 2469 nt
Organism: Fopius arisanus
Lineage: Eukaryota; Metazoa; Arthropoda; Insecta; Hymenoptera; Braconidae
Gene: vg
Product: vestigial
Exons: 6
Coding region: 737-1729 (330 amino acids)
Biological process (GO): regulation of transcription by RNA polymerase II
Cellular component (GO): nucleus
Source: RefSeq, a predicted model, not a curated record